Messenger RNA from Coregonus clupeaformis (lake whitefish), 1239 nucleotides. It is a transcript of the gene tspan7, whose product is annotated as tetraspanin 7b. Gene Ontology annotation, cellular component: membrane. Bases 138 to 887 code for a protein of 249 amino acids. The transcript is spliced from 8 exons. Lineage: Eukaryota; Metazoa; Chordata; Actinopteri; Salmoniformes; Salmonidae. The record is from RefSeq and is a predicted model, not a curated record.
UCAUUCAUUUACAGCCAGUGAGGAGAGAGCGACUGCGCUGUGAAAGACUGCGGGUGAUCAACUGAACCAACGAAGCCCAGUGGAGAAUCACAGCAACGCAGCCCCACUGAAAACCCAGUGCCCCAUUUUACUAUAGAAUGGCAUCAAGAAGAAUGGAGACCAAACCAGUGAUAACCUGCCUCAAAACGCUCCUCGUCGUCUAUUCCUUCGUGUUUUGGAUCACGGGCGCGAUCCUCCUAGCUGUAGGACUAUGGGGGAAGUUCAUGCUGGGUGCGUACAUAUCUAUCAUCGCUGACAGCUCCACCAACGCUCCUUACGUUCUCAUCGGCACCGGAACAUGCAUCAUCGUGUUCGGACUGUUUGGAUGCUUCGCUACGUGUCGCGGGAGCCCAUGGAUGCUCAAGCUGUAUGCCAUGUUCCUGUCCCUGGUCUUCCUGGCAGAGCUCGUGGCUGGCAUCUCCGGCUUUGUCUUUCGUCAUGAGAUAAAGGGAACCUUCCAGAGGACCUUCAGUGAGGCGGUGAAGAACUAUAAUUCCCAGGACGAGAGGAGCCUGGCUGUGGACAAUGUGCAGCGCAGUUUGAAAUGCUGUGGUGUGUUGAACUACACCAGCUGGUUAUCCAGUAUCUGGUUUCCUAACAACGGCAUCCCACCCAGCUGCUGUGCCAACAUCUCCGACUGUAACUCUUCUGACCUGCGCAAUGCCACCAUAGCCCCCAGCAAGGUCCACCAGCAGGGCUGUUAUGAGCUGGUGACCGACUUCAUUGAGACUAACAUGGGGAUCAUUGCUGGAGUGACGUUUGGAAUAGCUGUCUCACAAUCAAUUGGUAUGCUGUUGGCCUGCUGUCUGUCGCGGCUUAUCACUGCCAACCAAUAUGAGAUGGUGUAGCAGUGAGGUGCAGGGAGACCAGGAGGAGGAGAGAGUACACGUCACCUUGGAAACUGGGGAGGAACACACCCAAACACUAGCACACUACAUUCUUACUUUUCCACUCUUUCUUAUUUUCUUUCUUUCUCACUCUCUUUUUCUCUCUGUUUCUCUCUGUUUCGUCUCUUUGAACACAUUCCUUAAUGUGGCGUCGUGCCAUGAUUAAAAACGUUUACCUUUCAAGACCUUAAUUCUUCUAAAAUGAAUGGUUCUAGAUUAGCACAAACACCUGCCUCAACCAUAUGUUCCGACCCAUGCAUGCCAUGCGUAAUUGAAACAGUCCCAAUCUUCAUUUACACACGUUGAUAAUAUU